AUCCAUCGAGCACCUUCUUUUGAGUUUCAUCUGCCAACCAGCUGGAGCACUUCAGCGAAGCUGUUGUCAGAGCAACCGAAAGGAUUCGUUAACGCCGACUGAUUCAUCCACUCCAAUGGUAAUCAUUUGCCAUGAAGCCCAAACAAGCCUCUGACCGACGCCGCAGGAUGGAACGCAAAUGGAUGGACGGCGACCCGUGACCCGUGACCCGUGACCCGUGACCCGUGACCCGUGACCCGUGACCCGUGAGCUUCAUCUUUGGAGCUGAUUCACCGCCGGGACCUCUGCUGCAGGACGGAGCGCGACACAUGACCCGACAUUCUAUUGAGGCUUGCCGGCGGGCACCAGCAGCAUGCCGGAAACGCAGGUCUUCUACCAGCCUGGUCAGACUUUUCAUCAGCGUCCAAGCCUGUACCUGGACCUCCUCCAGCAGCGUUCCCCGGAGGAGCAGGUGGAGCUGUGGUGGUUCCGAGAGCCGCGUCAGUCCCUUCUGUGUUACUGCGCUUCGGUCGCCCUCAUAUUAGGUUUGGGCCUGGGCGGCGUGGCCUUCCUCUCCACCAGCGGCUCCAGCGUGUCCAGCGAGUGGCGCCUCGGGGUGGGCGCCACGCUGUGUCUCCUCUCCCUGGCGCUUCUGCUCAAGCAGCUUCUCAGCUCCGCCAUCCAAGACACGAACUGCGUGCGCAGCCGGCGGCGAAUCGACCAGCUGAAGAGCGGCGGACGGGCCGACCCGGCGCUCAUCCUGGUCGCGGGUCUGGCGGUCACGCUGUGUGGGACGGUUUUACUAUGUGCGACCGCGACGGGCGGCCGAGGCGAUGACGGCGGGGACGCGCGGGUGUCCGGUCUGGUGAUGAUCGCCGCGGGACUCGCCACGGCUCUGGCGGUCGUGGGAUACGCCGUGCUGGUCCGCCUCAAGAGAAAAAGGGAGCACAGCAGGAGGAGGACGGGAGGCGGCUCCGUCCGGGUGUUCUGUGUCUCAGGAGGACAGGCCAACCAGGCCAGGAGAGAAACCGCCUCCAGCUGAGC
This is a messenger RNA of Phycodurus eques (leafy seadragon), 1023 nucleotides long. RefSeq names its product transmembrane protein 125b (gene tmem125b). Lineage: Eukaryota; Metazoa; Chordata; Actinopteri; Syngnathiformes; Syngnathidae. Bases 353 to 1021 code for a protein of 222 amino acids. The transcript has 3 exons. The record is from RefSeq and is a predicted model, not a curated record.